AUGACUUUACAAGAUUUUCCAAGAGGAGGAGAAAAACGUAAAACUUCAGAACAAUUAAUAUAUAAAAAUACUGAAAGUAAGAAGAAAAGAAAAACCAAGGAUAACAGAAAAUUUAAUAACGCACGUAGUCAAGAAUCUGACUUGGUCGCUUUUACAAGCUCUACAGCUGAACGUCUAUCUAAUGCGAUAUUAUGCGAAGGCUUAGUAAUCUUAGGGAGAAUUUGCGAAGUUAAAGACUAUGAAAUUAUUGUUUCAUUACCGGGUGGAUUAACUGGUCAAUUGAAAGCUUUGUUUAUUAACAAAUCGUAUAAUGAUAUGUUAAAUAGUCUAAUUAAGGAAGAAGAUAAUUCAUUAUCCCAAUAUAAACCUUUAACAGAAUUAUACAAUAUUGGAGAAUAUAUUGUAUGUUAUGUUAAAAGUACUCAUGCUGAAGGAAAAUGGAAUAUACAAUUAUCUCUAGAAUCACAUUUAAUAAAUCAAAAUAUUAAUAUUAAUUAUUUAGCUUCUGGUAUAAGAUUAACUUGUACUGUAAGUAGUAUAGAGGAUCAUGGUUAUAUCAUGGACAUGGGCAUUCCAAAUGUAAGAGCAUUUAUUUUUAAUAAGGAUGUAGAUGCAGAUAACAAAUAUUUUCCAGGUAAACAGCUUUUUUGUAGUAUCAAAGAAUUGCAAACAACGAACAAUGUAACGACUAUUAACUUGAUAGCUAAACAGAAAUUAGUUAGAAAAGUUAUCAAUUACGAGAUUGAAUCUCUAAAUAUUCUUACGCCUGGAACAAAAAUUCCGCUUUGUAUUAAAAAAAUUUUAUCAAAUGGAUUACAAGUGUCUUACGGUGAAGAAAAUAUAGGUUACAUAAAUAGAAUUUAUAUAGAUAAAAAUGAAUCUUCUUAUACAGAAGAUAUGAUGAUAAAUGGAACAUUAAUGUACAUUAUGCCAACAGUCAAAUUUGGAUAUUUCAGUUUAAUUAUAAACAAGAAGCCUGAAAUGGAAACGCAAGAUGAACAUUUAAAUAGAGGAGACAUUGUUGAAAAAGCCACUGUCUUAUUUAGAGAAUCUGGUGGCAUUGUCUUACAAUUAAAUUCGCAUCUACGCGGGUUUGUAUCCUUGCAUAGAACUGGUGUUAGCUUUGAAAAAGUAGCAACCAAAUUUACUCCUAAUUCUGUACAUAAAUGUAGAGUAUUGUUUUACAACUGGAUGGAACAAAUGUAUACGUGCACAAUGCAACCGGAUGAAUUGAAGGAAAAACAUUUUACGGAUUCUGAUAUUUCUAUAGGCGAUUUAUUACGCGUGCAAAUAAAAAAAAUUAAUACCGAAAAUAAUUAUAUAACCGUAAACAUAGGAAAAAUAAUUGGAACUGUCACUCCAGAACAUAUAUCUGAUUUUAAAUCAAAUGUUUGGAACACAUUGAAAGUUGGUCAAUGGAUUGAAGCCAGAGUUCUAAAUAUAAAUAAAGAAAAAAAUAAAAUAUUAUUUACAUUGAAGGAAUCAUUGGUAAAAAGUAAUUUGCCCAUUUUGUCUAAUAUUCAUGAUGCUAAAUGUGGUUCAAGGCAUCAUGGUACUAUUGUACAGAUUAAUAAAAAUGGUUUAUUAGUAAAAUUUUUUGGAGAUGUUAAAGGAUGGCUUCCGUGCGUAUAUUUAGAUAAAAGUACUGCUUCAGUAAACUGGAAUUACAAGAUAGGACAAACAAUAGCAGUAUAUAUUGAAAAUGUUAAUGAAAACGAAGGAAAAAUGAAAUUAAAUUUACUUAAUAAAAUUAUUAAUUUAAAGAGAAAUGAAUUAUUGAUUGGACAGAUAGUAGAAGGGAAUAUUAUAGAAGCUUCUUCCAAUGGAAUACGAUUGCAAGUUAAAGAUAAAGACGGAUAUUCUCAAGAAGGAUUUUUACCAGCAGGUCAUAUGGCACCAUGCAUUCAGAUAGGCAAACUUUUAGCAUCAAAAUAUACACCUGGUGAUGUUAUUUCUGCUUUAGUAUUUUCUACUGAACCAACCUUAUUAUUAAGUAGAACGUUCUUGUCAGACGAAGAACAUAGAGAAUUAAAACAACUCAAAAUCGGAGAUUCUAUACCAAGUUCGGUUAAAGAUAUUACACAAGAUGGUGUUAGAAUUGUUCUACCUAUUAAAAAUUAUAAUAAAUAUGGUUUUGUUUCAUACAGUAACAUUUCUAAUUUUGACAAGUUAUAUGUAAAUCAAAUAUUAUUUGCGAAGAUUACUGAUAUUAGAAAAAAGGAAAAACAAUUAAGUUUAACUAUGUCAUUGGAAAAACUAUGGACUGAAGAAAAUGAUGAAGGGCAAAAAAUUAUGGGACCGGUCGAUCUUCUUAAUCUUUACUUUAAUAAGAUUAAAGAAUUAGUAAGUAAUCCUUACUAUAAGACAAGACCUAUAUCAACUGCAAGUAUUGGACAAAUUGUUACUGGAGAAAUUGAUAAAAUUACGGAACAUGGUCUUACAUUAAAGUUACAAAACAAUCUGCAAGGUACAGUAUGUAAAGAGCAUUAUACUGGAAAUGUUAAAGUGGGAGAUAAAGUAUCGGGAAAAAUUUUAUGGAUCAAUUAUGUACAUGAAUUUGUUGAAGUAACAUUAUUACCUAAUAUUAUAAGAAAAAUUAACUCUCAUCAAAAUACUAAACCACCUACUAGAACUUUAUUGCGUGGAGAAAUUGUGAUGACUUCACAAUGGUUCGUUUUAGUAGCAUUGAAAGGUAAAGGAGGAGGUACAUUAGCUGCUUUACCUGCUCGUCUUCAUGUCAAUGACAUAUGGCCAAAUUUAAAACCAUAUGUUAUUUCAUCUCGUAUUAGAUGUUAUGUUAUUUUAAAUAAACAAGAAUCUGGUAUUAUGCCUAUCUGUAUGCUGAAAUCUGCAUUUGAAGUAUCAAAAAAAGCAGCUCUAUCUAAAGUAAUAAAAAAAUAAACUAUCAUUGUGUUUUUAUUUUAUAAGAACGUAAUUAUUAAUGAUAAUAAUUCAUAGUGUUAUUCUUAUAUUAUAACUUAAAAAUGUUAUAUUGUAAAUACAUUGUAUAAAUAAUUGUAAAAAUAAAUUUUUUCACAAGUAAAACAAAACCUUCGAACAUUUAAAAAUAAUUUAUGAUUACUUUGGCUAUCAUCUUUCGCUAUUAAUUAUACAAAUUGUCAAUAAAAUUUCGAAUUAAAUGAAACUCUCUAGUGGUAAUUUUAUAUA
Molecule: messenger RNA, 3168 nt
Organism: Polistes canadensis
Lineage: Eukaryota; Metazoa; Arthropoda; Insecta; Hymenoptera; Vespidae
Product: protein RRP5 homolog
Exons: 3
Coding region: 1-2901 (966 amino acids)
Biological process (GO): rRNA processing
Cellular component (GO): small-subunit processome; nucleolus
Molecular function (GO): RNA binding
Source: RefSeq, a predicted model, not a curated record